This is a messenger RNA of Spirometra erinaceieuropaei, 28064 nucleotides long. NCBI's taxonomy places the organism in Eukaryota, Metazoa, Platyhelminthes, Cestoda, Diphyllobothriidea, Diphyllobothriidae. The record is from the annotation of a GenBank genome assembly.
AUGAUCACCAUUACUGACUCAAAGCGAACCAAGCAAAGCGAUGCUGACCUCCUACCGCCUGAAUCAGCAAGCCCAAUGGAUGUGGUCGAUCUAGGCUCCAUGCGAGCUCAGUACACCAAAAAAACGGAAAGACCGCCUUUUGCUGCCCUCGCAGAGGUAUUCUUACCUCAGGAAAUUAUAAGCAGCAUUGAGAAUCACCAAAAGGGUCUAGAGAAAACACCCUUGUCACAGAAUUGUCUGCAGUUUGUUGGUAGCAGAACGACUUCCUCUUCUCCAAGUAAUCGAACCAAUGAUGCUCAAAACUGUGUAUAUUGUCUGGCUAAAGUUGCACACCCUCGGCUGGGUAGGGGCGAAUCCUAUGCCUGCGGUUACAAGCCCUAUCGAUGUGAGAUCUGUAAUUACUCCACCGUUACAAAGGGCAACCUCGCUAUCCACGAACAGUCGGACAAGCACUUAAAUAAUGUGCAGGUAAGACGGCAUGGUCAAAAGUAGACUUCAGCUGUGGUUUGAUUGGGGCGAGUCCAAUGGUAUGCACAAUUUGGUUAGGACUGUUUUACAGGAGCAGACAAAGUAAAAUAAGCAACCUCAACUUUAGAAUAAUGCCUAGAUCCGAAAUUAUUGACGUUUUUUUUAUUGCCAUAGUUUAUUUAUUGAGAAACUCACUGUUUAAAUAAAUGUGAUUUAAUUUCUUCAUCAAACUACGAGCGACGGUCAUCUUAUGCUGCUAAAAUUUAGUAGGUGACCUUACAAGUAUUGUCGACUAAUGAGUCCCCUUCCCUAUGCAGCCAGUUUUCUUAGAAAGUAUGGCAUUUAAUGCGGUAUCAUCGGAAGCCAUUUUUGUUAAAUAAAGAGCCGUGACCGCGAUAUGAUUCUAUAUUUUGUAAAGGGAGUGAAGCAGGAAGCCCCUUCGGUAUUAUUGCGGGCACCUACAAUGCUGCUUUGGGAUUCGUCUAAAACCCCACACAAUCUACCUCAAUUUAUAGCAGUAUAUUUCCCACUUCUGUGCCGAAUUACGCCCUUAUCUCGGCUGAUUGUGCAACAGAGCACAAAUGUCACGCUUGUCGUGGAUUCCAAGCCGAAGUCCAAGAACUUCGUUAUAUUGUACGAAGUGGUCAGCGGGUAUUCAUGAUCGUAUUGGCGUCGACUUCCAAAUCCUGCGAGUAUACCCAAUUUGAAUUAACACAGCGUGGACCCAUGGCUGGUCUGUCAUAAGUGGAAACUUCGUUCUUCACAAGAUAACAAACGUCAACUCAACAUACAGACAUUCCCGGCGCCUGAUUGCGACUUGCCUGAUGAACAGCAGCGAAAAAAAUCGAAAAUAGGCAGUCUGUAAUUAUUCUCCUUGGUUCUAUGCAAUCCCAGAUUACCGUGUUCUCUCUUCACGUCACCCUGUGUACAGUUCCAUAAACAGAUUUUUCUCUCCACCACCGUUGGAACUAAUCACUUUUUUCCUUUAAAACUUAGGAUUAUGAUCAUCAGCAGAGUUUGCAAUACCUAAGGUCUCUCGAAGAAACUUCGACAGGGGUUAUGACUGAGUUCAAGAACAACAAGACUAUUAAUGACGGUGCUACCCUUGAAAAGGAAUCAAAGAAUUCUUAUUCAACGAGCCGAAAGACUCCGCCAAAUAUAGAUGUUCAGGGAUUCAGCAGCUCGGAAGGAGAUCUCUAUGGCUCUUUCAAUGUUCGACAUAGAUUGUUCCAACCAGUUCUUCAUUGUCUCAAACAAAAUGGUCUUAAAACCAAUGGAAGACCCGUACAACACUCAUCUCAACUUUGCGCUGGUGCAAUGCACACGAAAAACGCCUCGGUUCAUGUUGGGAACUUCUUCGAUCUCCACGGAGACUAUGAUCUCACACAAACUCAGAAUCUUGCUGAAACGAUGAGCCAACCUCUCGUAUGUCUCAUCUGCUCUGUCUUUUGCACGGACAGCCCCGAGGUGCUGAUAGAGCAUGCCGAACGCAGUCGCAUCCCGCUUGACCUAGAGGCUGCCAAUCGGCAAGUCACGACUCACUCAGAGGGUAUGUGGCACUGCAGGGUAUGCGCCUAUCGCAGUGCCCUGAAGGCCAACUUCCAGCUGCAUUGCAAAACCGAGAAACACGCUCAGCGCCUCAAUCUCUUAGUGCACAUAUGGGAAGGUGUACCGCCGAACACGCAAGACCUGACUGGUGUGUUAUGCAUCCAAGAGGCUAGGGCAGCUGACAUUUCUUCCGCCUUCACUAAGUGCCUUCAGAUUAUAUCCACCAGUGGUUCCACAUCUUCAUCUUCUAUCUCUUCCUCUUCUUCCACAAUCACAACUCCUUCUUCCUCGUCCACCUCUGCGUCUUCGGUUCCCUGCCAGGCCUCAGCUUUUGUUCAACUUCGAUGUCUUGCUUGCGGUUUCUUCUCUGGUUCAGUGCACAAGUUCCGCGUUCAUUGUCAGAUGCUGAGCCAUGUGCGCUUCACGCGGCUUUUCAGCCUCAUUACACACAAAAGGAACGAACUGAGAGCCUCCCUUGACUCCUUUAUACAGACCUAUGCGGACCACAUGAAGACGGUUCCGACCUUACCAGUUGUCUGUACCGCGAGGAAUGCAUCAGAACCGAAAGCAGUCACGACUGUAAAUUCUGCCGUCAUGCAGAAUCUCUUUAAAAUGAUGGCUAACUUCAAGGUCGUCUACGCCUGCCGGCCCUGUCUUCAAGAAGCACCAGCUGAAGCAAACAAAAACUAUCAUUGGUUCAGCGUAACCGAGGCUCUGAGACACUGCCAGUCAGAAGAGCAUCAGGUCAGCUAGUAAAUUUUCUUAUGGACGCGCACUUACAUCUAUGAAUAAUAACCUAACAUUAUUCGAUCGUCAGGCGCUGAGAAGCAGCUAACAACGUUGGUAAAUGUGGGCAGGCAUGCAGUUCCAGACAUGUCUAUUGAGGGAAAUUUAGUUAAAUCAGUACACACUUUUGUUUUUCUUAGAUUCUUGAACAGAUGAUACCGAUAAGGCAAUGAUUACGUGUUAGUCUGACUAAACCACAACAACAGUCGUCUGACGACAGAGUGUGCUUAAAUUACCCCGAUCGAAUUCCAUCGAUCCAUAACAGUGCAGGUAGGUAGUUAUAAUAUAGUAUGCAUUAAUAACCUAAAUCGCGACUUGCUAAACUGCCUCUCAGGCACACGUUCAUAUGGCGAAUGACCCAAACGGGAAGAAAAAAGCACAAUCCACUUAUACCUGAGCGGUGUGAACUAUUUGCGUCACCUUAUGACGGACGACUGUCACUAAUAUUCAGUGUGUCGGGAGAAACAGGUGGCUGUCAGUGAAUUAGUCAUGACCGAUGCACUCGAAUAUGCAGUUCGCAAGCAAGCAACGGUGGAUGAUUGUACCUCAUUCGACACAGUUGUUUCCAAAAUAGACCCUUCACGUGCGAAAUAAUGGUUCGAUGCGCGAGUAUGAAGCACUUGGGAUUUUGCGUAAGGCCAUCUGUAAUACAGGAGAUCAAAAUUUCCCGGAUCCUAAUGAAAUAGUUCCCGCCCAGGCUUGAAUUUUCAGUGGUAGGCGUUUUACUGUUCGGAAGUUCUGGAUUAGAAAUCGCACUUACUUCUUCAAAAAUGACGCUUCCGAUAACGAUCAUUUGCACAUUUUCCCUGCUUGACAUUUAAAUGUGUGUCAUAUCUCCGACGCAAACAGACAGCUCUGGACUCUCAACCUGUAUUAAUUUCUAACUUGCUCCGUUGAAACUAAGGCAACUUCUGCAGUGCGAAACCAAAUUAAGGAAAGCCCUAGGGCAACGGAGGCACACUUAAACUUUGGAGAUUAUAGAAUUUUGAGGUGACUCAGAUCUUCCAGGGAACUUCUCACAACAUAGAUAUCUUUCACGGAAUGUACUGUGGCGUGCAUUUCGAUUGUGCGCUUGGGAAACUUAUUCCUUUCGGAAUUCGAAUUCCCGCAAGACUCGCACAUCCUUUGAGGGCUAGAUCGCAGUUGUUAGCCAGGAAUGGGGAAGCGGACGGCGACCGUACCUUUAAUCCUAACCUUAACCCUGAUCCUAACCCUAACCUCAACCUUUAACGUUAACCGUUAACCUUAAGGGCAACACUAACCCUAACCCUAACCGAAAUCGUAAACGGAACCGCAGCCCUUAGACAUAGUCUUAACUGAAAACCUGACCGUAAUACUGAAAAUUAAUCGUACGCUCAAACCUUAAUCGUAACUCGAAAACCUAAGCCUAAAGGCAUAACCCUAACCCGAAAAUCGGAAACCACUAAUCGGUACCCUAAUCCUAACCUCAACCAUAAAACGGAAGCCAAAUGGGUCAGAUGUGAUUAUGAAACCCCACAAAAUGGCCCCAGUAAACAAACUCCCCAGCCCCCUGUAAUACGGGGCCUGGCUACCAAUUGCUAUCUAGCCCUUUUGAGUAUUGCAGAUUUUUCCCAUAAAGAAACUGUCAAGCUUGUCUGAAUGGACUUCCCUUCUUGAUACUGGGAAUUGCCCUAAUGAACUCCGUCCCGCCUUCUUAGUGUCAUUUGCAGACCUUCGAGGGAAGCCUAACCUCCCCGCUCUACGUGGAGGAGGUCGAAAUCCUGUGGGAGCUGGCUGGAAAGAGAGGAACUGCCGACCAACUGCCCGCCGUUAUCGCGCGUUUUCUGAUGGAGUCAACGGACACAACAGAGAACACGGACGCAUCUUCAAACGACCCUCAGGUCAGCGUAACAAACGAAAGGAAUACGAAGCUGGAUCCGCCAACAGGAGCAGACUCCGCAUUCGUUGUGUCCGGCGGUGUUGACUCUGUUUCCGGUGGUAAGCCGACUAUUGUCUUUCCAACAACCCACUCAUGCAGGAUGCAUUUCGAAAAUCGGAAGUAACACGCUUUAUCAGAACGCACAUGGAGCGUAAACUUUUAAGUUUUUUGCACGCUUACAUUGAAUAAGUUUUGCUUGAAGAAACACAGUAUGGAUGCAUGGACGAGAUCAAAAUACAGAAAAGAUCCGGAUGCAUUGACGGCUGUUGAUCAGUUGCGUCAGAAGUUUUCGAACCCUCUUACUUCUUUCCUGUUCAACUGGUCUUAAACUUCAUUUCUCGAGCAAAAUUUGCACCGCUGAUAGCCGAAUUGAUAUCAAAGAAUCUCCGGUCGCCCAAAUAUGAUAAGUGUCUACGACUGAAAAAUCUUCCGGUCAUGUGCUCAAUAAAAUCUCGAUAAGUUUUGGGCUUAUGGUUAUAGGCAGUAAUUAAUGCUAAACAAUAUGUAAGCAAAAAAUACUUUAUGAGGUGAGUUUCGCUAGGACUUUCAGCCAAGUUAUGCAAAACAUUACCACAUACACACUGGUAUCGUUAAGCAAGAUAUACAAAGUAGGCGAUAUGCCUUUAAAAUCCUAGGAAACACAAGAAAUAUAAUCAUGAGUUCUGGGGUCUAAACUUGCACCAAUUUCAUGGUUCGGGAGACGUACUUAAAGAGUUGCAGUCUGGUAUUAGACCCAAAACAUUUUAAACGUAUGUGUUCUCUGGUGGCCUCUGUCAAGAAUGACAGCUAAUAUAGAUGUCUGGAUAAACAAAUCACGUUCACGAUAGUAAACCUACCCCGGUCAUACACUUCAUCCUUACCAAAAUACCUUCUUCAGCCGCGUAUGGGAUCUAGACAAGCCAUUUAAUGCUGCUUACACUUGGGAAUUUCAAACUGUCUUUUUAUAUAAAGGCAAGGAUGGGUCAUCUGACCGCGUACAACUUUGCAGUGACCCCAGUGUAUCGUGGAAUGAUAAUCUGCUAGAAUCAACCUGAAUGUUUCUGUUAAUGUUUUUUGGCUGACGACUAAUUUCACGGUGGUCCAUGUAUGUGCAAUGUAUUAAGUGAGUCCAGAGGCAAAAAGGACAGCAGAUGCUACCUUGACUACAUGUUGUUAUCCAUGGGGAGACUAAUUGUUGUUCGCGAAUUUAAAAAAAGCCACAAGAACGAUGUAGAAAUCUGGUGUAGACGUGGAAACAGGGGUAUUGGCGAAGUCAGGUCGGCCUGUAUGCAGACUGCUUACCGAAAGGCAUUCCAGGAAGUUAUCGGCUACUGAACCCAUUUAAGGACAAAACGAACCUCCGGACGACACAUUCACACAAUUCACUUUUACUUUAAAAAGAUUAGCACUUCAUCGUAAUUUUAUUUAAUUGCGGCAGAAGUCGACCAGGCAUUUUGUCGAGGUUGUUCGGGCGAUAAAAACUCUCGUGAUAAUUAUGUGGCCACUCAAGACUCCUCCUUUGUUGAUCUGCUUUUUUCGCCAGCGGAGUUAAUAAAAUCAUGCCCACCGAAUGACAAAAGUGCCGCCGGACGAAUUCAUUCUUUUCCAAGAUAAAACAAUUAUCGUAAUGGUAAUGAAGAAGCUUGGUUUCCUUCUGAGCUGUUCAUCCAGAUGGGGUGGGAAACGACAGCGUAAAUGAGUGGGCUCUAGAGACUACCCGAGAAAAUUGUUUCUGCAAGAAAUAGAGUUUUAGCAUCCGCAGAAGAGAAGAAAAAUGCUAAAUGAAGUCCACAAUUAGACAUAGUAUGCUUACGCUGUGUUAUAAGCGACUGUAUAUUAAAUGCCCAUUUAGUAAAACCAUUCUGCUGUUGCCAGAUUUCCAGGCAAAAAGUGAGUAGCAAACCUCUGUCUACUGUGGAAUCCUUUAAACUACUUGAGAUGUGCCACGAAACAACCGCGGCGACCCUUUUCUCGGCUAGGCCCAGACGUGCACUAUUGUCAAUGGUUGAUAAACCCUUAGGCUGAGAAUGCAUAGAGUUCGCAUGAUAAUUUGGAUUCAGUGUCAUUUUAAACUUCCGCCUUUUUCACCUUUACCUGUCUUUGGACAAACGAGCCACAUGUCCCAUCUUCAGGAGACUAUCCUAGUUCAUAAAUAGGCUAAGUCAAUCACCCGCUUUUUGAGAAGCAAUCACGUUCAAGCGUGGGACUUUCAGUUCUUCGAUACACGCACGUAAACCGGAUGGUAUAGGUUUAACUUCGGUCAGUGAGAACCCUGUCCUACACGGGUAACGAAAAUGUGCAUCUUCUCUACCGCAUAAAGCCUUGUGAGGCCAGGAAUGUCCACGACUUUAGGCUUCCAGGCUGCUUAUAUGACAGUGAGCAAAGUUUUAUGAGGCCACUCAAUACGAUAGCUCGACCUUCGCAAGAGACUAGGUACACCACUGCUACACGAGGUGGGCGCAGCCGUAACAUGCGCGGGGAUGUGUUUACAGUUACAAUUCAGUCCUCCUCCACCUAGCGCGUUCCGAUGUCAAGAGGCGGGCCAAGAAGGCCUGAGGUGGACGAAGGUGUAGUGACUACCACAACUAGACUGUUCAUAUGAGAGUUCGAUCGUCGUGACCAACGAUGUCCAACAUGUGCUCCGCAGCAGGAUGAGAUCAGGCGCGGGAAUUUGUGCGUCAUUUCUUUUACAGUGAUAGAGGUGUUGCUCAGCAUUUUCCGCACUCUCUCCUCCUCCACCAACUGGACCCGAUGUCAAGACAUAGUCAGGAAGACCAGAGGCGAGAGAAGGCAGAGGUGACUGGCACGGCCGGCGUACCACCACAACAAACACUUGACCGGGAUUUUAAACAACUACAACAAUGGGGGGAAGGGGCGGGCGGACGGGCGGUUGGCACGACGUGAGUCGGCAACUAGGCCUGACACUACAUCCCAAAUGCUGGCAUUUGUUAUGGGUGUGCAGUCCUGAUACCGUCUGCCAGAAUCCGAUUUAGCCCCCGUACUGGUCCAGCGCAUCAACUGCGCUGUUCGUUUUAGGGACAAAAACUCGUCGUAUACACAGACUAACACAAAUUAUUUCUUAACUCCACACGUAUCGGGUCUCAUUUAAGAGGAUUCCAGUGUACGUGUACGUGAGAAUGCUAUAAAGACGAUAAUAAGAAAGAGUCCUUGCAAAUUACCCACCAGCUGAUAAGAAUUAGAAUCGAUUGCUGGAACAACGGCUUUAUUCGCUUGGCGUUUCGGAUUCUCACUUAAACCCAUCAUCAGAUACAGUGACAGAAACGGGGGACUCGUGUACAGGAAGUUACAGUAUUUAUAGGACGCAGUCGCUAUGCUACCGCAUACCUAUAGCAAUUAAUCGCGCUCCCCUUCAUCAAGAAUUGCUGCCCACUGGUGUGCUAAUUGCUUGAUGGUCGGCACUAAGUUGUUAAUUGCUGAAAUCUCUUCAUCCGUGUUGGAUGCUGGCGUGAGAAUUGCUCGGCCAUCUGGCUCACCGGCUUGCGCGCUCCACGAGGAGUCAGUUAUUUGGCCAGCUUAUGUCUCAGCACGGAAUAUGGAGUGGGGAUGUCGUUUCACUUAUUCAUAGACUGAGGUCCCGUGAACCAUGACUCAAGCAACUCGCGGCUCAUGCGAUUAUUCCUUCUCGCAAGAAUUUCAACCUCAUCGAACUUGGAUGUGUGACCGGGUCUCGUCGAAUGGGCCGUGACCUGAGAGUUGGCGCAAUCUCUUUGCACUUCAACCGCGUUGGCGUCAUUUCUCCUCAUCUCUGCCGCUGCUGAGCCUGCUCUUUUUUCCAGGCUUCAGAUGUCCGGACUCCUCUCCGCCCGCUUCGCCAUCAGUAUUCUCCAAAGGCAACUGAGGUUAAAGUGGCUUAGUUUUCUUGUUUGGCCUUCGCACACAGUCCACGUCUCCAACCCGUCCAGAAACGUAGUCAGGACAUUUUCGUAUUAAGAAGAGCGACACGUCGAUUCCAGUCUAAGUGCUGCAGCCUUCUGAAGGCCUGACCGGCUCAGGAGAUCUGAUUGACAAUUUCGCCAUCAAUCAUUAUGUUUUUGGGAUUACACACCUGCAGUACGCCAAUUUGUUCACAGAUGUUAAACAGUUCAAUUGACACUCACCUUGUGUUCAUUGUCUAAAUGACUUAAAGGCGGUUGGUAUACAACAACUGUCUUCUCCAUAUUAAUGAUCAGCUUGCAGUCUGAGCAAUUGGAACCGAAGUGAUCCACGCUCUGCGCCCACUUCCACUACGACAUCAGGCACGCAGUGGACACCCAUCCUGGAUACUAUCGUUUUUGUCUGAAUACCUUAGAUGUUCAGCGCCUGCCCGUCGGUCCACCUGUUGCUCGUUAUUCCAGACUUAUAUCGGCAUGUGCGGAGAAAAUUAGCCCGAUGUGAGGAACGAGCAAGCAGCCGCGCUGUGCCCCACUUAUCCACCGAAAAUUUUGCUGACGCCGACCCAUUGUUCGUGACGCGUAUCUGAUCAUCCACGCGAAUACCUUCUGACAUUAGAGUUUCAGCAUGAUUUUCCGGAGUUCAUCCUAGUUUAUGCUGUCAAAAGUUUCUGUUAGAACAACAAAGAUGAUGCGGAAGCUGGCAUUCAUGUCUUGAUGGGUCAUCAAAAUCCUGUUUACAGUUUUCAUGUGUCUUCAAAAGCUGCAUUGUAGUCCAGGAAGGCCUUCCUGCUCCAGGUGUGUGUUCAGGCAAUUGGAUAGCAGAAUAAAUGUGUAUAGGCGUCUGCUAUGCCAGGAUCAGCAACCCAAGGCCCUCACAGCCUGGUAUGCGCCGAAAGUUCUUUGGCACCUGGUUCCCUACCGGUAGGUGCGCUGGCGCUCCCGCUGUGCAUCCAGGUCGUGAACAUGGCUGCUCAGUCAUCCUUGUCUUUCUAACCCGUUGUGGUGUUGCUGUUGUUGGCAAAAAUUCCGGUAUUGUUUGUUGUAGACCAGGGGGUGUGUAGUGGAGCGUCAAGGUGCGGACUCGGCCGUGCUAUCCGCAAGCGCCCUACCCCGCCUCCGGUCCUAUUGACUCUGUCUUGACACCGGACUAGAGCAUGGGAGGAGGAGAAGGUGCGGUAGAUGCUGCGCAAGUCUACUAACUCUAUAAACUAAUUCACGCACAAGCCGCUGUGUCUGCUCUCACGUUGCUGUGGAGCACAUGGUGGACACAACGGCUGAACUGUCGGAUAGCGGGCAGGAAAAUAUCCUCGCAUCAAUGCACCUAUGAAUUCUUGUGGUAUUUGUUCUUGUUAUCACACCUUCUAGGACGGUAAAGUCGGCCUGUCCACAAGUUAGGGGACAGGGCAUUGGCAGAUUUCCGCUGGAAGUGGGUCGACGUACGGAGAUUUCCCUACGGACAUCUAUCUGUCGCAUUGCUGAUUGUCUCCGGCGUGGAGCGUUUGGAGUUUACGUCGGUUUUAAGGUGAUGAACCCUGCUCAUGUUUUCCUCGAAAUUUACAGAUAAGCAGUUGAGGACAACACCGAAAUGCUCAGCCUGAUGUUUCACAAUUUGAGAUUUCUCAUACAGUAGACUUGUACCGUCUGAGCUAAGUACGGACGAAGCCCCCCUGGCUUGAGAGCCAUUAAUUGGCUUAGUGUCUACGAAGAAGUUUGUUCAACCCAUCGCCGUGCAUGUAUCUCCGAACGUUCUUCGACAUGUGAGUCAGUGGACCACGUUGUAGCUCGCUCAAACUCUCCUGAACUUGGCUCCGGGAUUGGAAUGCUGCGGCUAUUGAUUUGAACCUCUCACCGUUGAUAAAGCUUCUCGACUUUCAAAUCUCGAGAAAAAAUUAUCAUUGGUGAAUUCGAGAGCUUUUUUCCUUCAGUACCGUGUAACGCCAUGCAUCUUAAUUCAUCAUUCGUUCAAAAAUACUCAUGGAAUUACCUUUGAUGUAAGUCUUGGAUAGUCGCGAAAAGAAUUUACAGUCGUACAAUCAGAAGUAGACCGUCACCAAACCUCAUUCGUCAUCCUCCCUCGUCUACCAGUCGCUCCAGUGACAUUGGCACCAACCUGCACAUUUUGGAUAUGGCAGCAUUGUACGCCAACAGAAAAUACCAGUAUCUGUUCCCUAUUAAUUGUUGCAAUUAAUAUAUCGUGAUUAGUUCUUAUAUCAGAAAAUAUUGUCCCUCUGGAUCAAAAGUUGAAUCGCAGUCAUCGUAGCCGCGAACACUAUUUUAGGCCAUCUAGAGCAGAGGAGUGUAUACAGGUUUUAAUUUGAGUCAAAUCUUCGACAGUUGCUGCAAAGUCGCCCUCUCACUGUCCUUAUUUCUAGGCAGUUAGUAAAAUUUCACCGGAUGCUCUGCUUAGUAAACCUUACUAGUGAGAAGACGGUAAGAGAUGAUGUUAAGCCGUCUCUUAAAAAUACGGUCUAACUCCCACUCUGACCAAGAACUGAAGCCACUUAGCCACUUCUGGUAAAAAUAAAAUACAUUGCUUACCUGAAAGGCUAUGCUUUGAAGCUACGGCGCAAGCUGGAUUUCAUUUUUGCAUACGUCUCUGCGUCUGUUGCGAGGUCGCAAGAGCUGCGCUAUCACCCACGUAGGUCCGAGCGUCUGUCUUCAACUCCCCCUCCACAAAACGCCCAUAGCACUGUUUUUCAGGCCCAGCCUACUAAUGUUCCCAGAAAAAGUCUUAGUAUCCUCGGAGAAAGGCCUUUCUGAUAAUUAUCAAAAACCCACGCUCGAAUGGAAUUCUACAAUCCAAAUGACUUUUUCCCACAUAUGGGAUGUAUCAUCAAGGGGUUUUUCAGACCAGCGUUACUUGUCUACGAGGCCGCUUGUCAACGCUGUACUGAGGAUAAUUUGCAAAGAAGAAUUUCUACAUGUGAGACUGGACUGUCAUCCCCCCUCUGUUGUUUUUUCAUUGCUUCUUUCCUCUCCCUGGACAUGUUGUUACGCGCCCUACAUAGGAAUUAAUUUUUGACAUAAUAGAUUUCCUAUCGUUCUGGGCAGAGACGAUGGACUCCGAUAGGCUUAGAGUCGCAGUAGUUAAACCACUUUCAAUGGCUUAUACAGUUCGAAACGCAGCAGAGUUGCCCAACUGCUUGAACCCCACUUUCCGGAAGCCACCUAGUUCUUAAGUGCUGCUAUCUGUCGACACUCCGCUUUAUCCGACUGCAUUAACAGAGAUGUUAUGGUAUUGCGGCCUUAAAUCUGCAAAGUUCAUGUCUGACACUUGUUUAUAUUUAGCUGUAUACUUAAGACCGUUGCCUGUUAGAACGCGCCUCUAGCACUAGCGCCUGACUUUUCAGCCCGACUGAGUACCCGCUGCUAACGCGCCCUCUCUGCUUUCCCACUCACCUUUCCAAGAAAGUAACUAGAACCGCGGUUGGAUCAGCUCCAAAACACUAAGGAUUGCUUGACCUGUCUUACUCUAGGCCACUCGGUCUGUGCAGGGGAAGGCCUGUUGAUGCUUCCUCUAACUACAGUGCUAUCGCGUAUGACCGACGAAUUAGACCUUAGUCUCGUCGGAUCACAGCAUCUUUUCCGAUAAGUAAAGUGUCCUUGUGCCUAGGCUUGGGAGAUCUUCCUGCACUGAGUGGCCAACAGAGGAUUUCCUCCCCUCCCAGUUCCUCGUGAAAACCACACACGAUCGAAGUUUUUUAAAGUAAACGCGCCGACUGCAAUUACACUCUAAACACUGAAUUAAUAUCGAUGACUGUUGAUUGCUUGUUUGUCGUUACACCCUGACGCCCUUCUCGCUUUAAAUUUAGGAAAUUUCCGCCGAAAUUCUGCAUGUUCUGUUUCUUGCUUUUUAUCCGUAACUCUCUUUGUUUUUCCCCAGACCUGCUAGAUAAGUUCACAGUUUGCGACCAUUCCCCGUUUAAUGCUUAACGAUGUUCAUCCUCAGCAAACGUAACGAUACUUCUGACAUUCAGACCCCACAAGGUAGAAAACACGAUCGCGCUUACUUGUAAUACUAUCUGGUUUAUGAAAGUUUAAAGUAGAUACAAGUCAUUAUUCGGGCAAUUUUGGCCUGUUUACCUAUUCUUCUGAUACUUUGACAAGAAGUACAGAGUCAAAGUCAAAGAGAACCAAUGUGCCCACAUUGGCCGCCAGUGAACGUUUGGUCCUGUUUUUGAGGGUCUCCUAAUAGAAGGUGAUUUGACCAAAGAUUUAUUAUAACAGCUCAUAAUGACGUUGACUCCUUUUGACGGAAACCGUUUGAUUUUCCUACUCCGAGUACUUCGUAAUUGAUAAGAAGGAACCCUUUCGAUGAGUCAUUUUAUGAUGCUUGCUCAGGCCAGGCGAAAGGUAUGAUUUACUUUCUUACUGAAGAGAACAACAUUCUUCCCUAGGAGACAAGGAACUUCCGCCCUAUUUAAUUGACUGUCUUUCCUGCGCGCUACACCAGAACUGCAUAUAUUUUAGUUAUGUUUUACCUGUAAGUAAUUUACUCCCACUCCCUCAGUUACCUCCUCUCUCGCCCUUUCACCCUCUCUUCCUCCUCCGCGUACUCCCUCCUUAAAUGCCAAAUUGAUACCGGAGUGCGCGUUUCAAGCUGGAAGCGCUCAUUAAGGGGAGCUUUCUAAGAAAAUUGCAGAGACAUUUCCCUGUUUUCUUUUCCUGCUGACCAUGUAUUUAAACACUAAUUGAAAUUAACAAGCGCUUCCCUUAUAUAGGCUCUCCUUCUCCCUGUGCCUGCGUGUAUAUUCUUCGGCGUGUAUGAGGCUGUGUGUGUAUGUUGAUAAACGCCUGUUUUGUGAUCCAUGUUGUAGAGCUGAUGGAGUUACUCUGUUCAUCGUCAUCUGGUUGCCUUUUAGGCGAGGAGAGGCUGAACGAUGCGGUGGCAGGAGGACCGACCCAUACCGCUCGCGAGACAGAAGGAGCUGACAUGGUGAUCCGAAAAUCCGGUUUACAGCUGUGGCAACUGCAGGAAGCAGAGGUGAGUGCUGCUUGGUCUUCGCCGACAUCCGGCCUGCGCAGCUGUCGUGUGCCAUUUCAAGUGCUACGACAAACAGUAGGAUAAAGAAAAGUAUUCUUUUUUUGAAGGACAGCUCGCAAGUCAACAGGAAAGGUAGGAAGUCGAAUAGGACCCCUUAACAUCCCCGGCGGUCUCCGAUGCUACUGACGCCCCCGGGUCAUUCUGUGUGCCAGGAAAAUACUUUUUAUGAGCCUUAAAUUCUUUAUUGUACGUUGCCGGAGUAUAGAUGACUAAGAACCGGAUUUAAACUUUGACUAUUUUUUAUGCCGAAUGCUACCUACGUGACAUCCCGCACCACAAAAACAUGUUUUAAUUAGAUCAGAGAGUUUCCGGCAGCGGCUUAAAAUGGUCCUUUUCUGCUUAAGUGGUCACUUGCCGGCCCCCGUAAAGUUUCCUUUGCUAUAAAUGAUUUACUUGGGCGAUCGUCGGCAUUCUGGGAGGACUGCUCUUUAUUCUGGCAGUUAGAAAACUUUUCAGCUGUGUAUUUUUUGUAUUCCACGCUACUUUACGUUUUCGUUGCGGAGAACAUCCAUCACUUUCAACAGAUUUGUGAAUAUGAGUUCCAUAAACAGCAAGGUUUCAAAACUUUCCGGUGUUACUCAUAAUCUUUAAUGUGGCAAAAAGCAGUGUUGUAUCACUUUAGUAGAAAAGCAGGUCGUUUUGAACACAGGCAAUUAACUGGGCCUAACAUAGGUUUUAACGGUGCCUUAAAACUUGUAUUUUGUAUAGUCAAAAAGACUGACUUCUCAUUAUCUUUGAGUUGUACAAAUAAUGGUGCCAUCAGUUCCUCUUUCACAACUUUCCUAUGCCGUUGCAAAGAACUAACCUGUAACUCAGCGCUCACAAGACUAAAUCAGAAUACCUAAGAAUUUUUGCAUGGAUGUAUUCCAAUUAUAGAUUUUGUAAACCCAAAAUGCUGUGAAAUUGGAGGACCGCACUUUAAAAAUAAGAUGAUUUCAGUAGGCGUCUAAAGUUGACAGUAAUAAUUUACCACACAGCGGCGACUUAUACUUGGGUAAAAUCAGUCUGAAUGGAAAAGAAACAUGCCAGUGGACAAACCGAACGAUAUAUUUCAGAGAUGUUGGUUUUUUCAGGCAUUGAGCAGAGAGAUUUCACAAAAACGGGUAAUCACCCCUCUGGAGGAUUUACCCGGGCCUAGGGCGAGGAAGUGUUCUUCGAUUACUUUAUCAAGGGACGCGUGACGCGUGGAUAGAUAUUUCAAGAAACUGGGUCCUUAUGUGAAAUAACGCAGACUGACAUACAGCCAUUUCCAAAAUACUUAUAAUACGCCUUAUAAACUGCCUGGUUGACCCUCACUACGACAGUCCGACCGUCGUGACCAAGGAUGGCCAGCAUGUGUUCUACAGCUGGCUGAGAUCAGGCACGGUAACUUGUGCGUCAUUUCUUUUAUAAUGAUAGAGGUGCUGCGCAGUAUCUACCGCGCUCUCUCCUCCACCGCCUGGACCCGGUGUCAUGGCAUAGUCAGGAAGACUAGAGUCGGGAGAGGACACAGGUGGUUGGCACAGCCGGCGUACCACCCCACGCCCAGGUCCACAACAAACACUUGAACAGGAUUUUAACCAACAACAAAAAUGGGAGAGAGGGGCGGGCGGACGGACGAUAGGGAUCUCAGUUGGCACGACGUGAUUCGGCAGCUAGGCCUGCCACCACACCCAGAAUGCUGGCAUUUGUUGUGGUGUGCAUUCCCGAUAACGCCUGCCAGAAUCCGAUCUAGCUCCCGUACUGGUCCAGCGCAAUAACCGCACUAAUGCGCUGGUUUUCUAUGAGGACCUGGCGGCACAGAAGACUGCUUUUCAGCAAUCUUCCCCUCGUUAUUUGUCGGAUACCAAAUUCAUCUUUAGAUUCCAUUGCUAAUUGUCUGCAGCUGAACAAGUUAUCAGAUGGCGGGUGUUAUCUCAUGUAAAGCAGGGGAUCUAGCUUCUAAAUUUGCUGUAAUUCUGUCGCUUACUAGGGGUAUAAAAGCGCUGUGACGCCAUGUGCCUUUCGUCCACUGAUCAGGACCACCUGCAUUCAAUUUUAAACCGUUUUUAAAUAGAAUACAAUGAUACUGAGGAACACUUCCUUCAAAACCAGGCCAAACCUAAUGAUCCAAACUUGGAUUGAAAAAUUUAUUCAGUUGCCUUGCCUUAGUGUUGCCGAAAGAUAUGCGGACUUCCGGAGGGAGUUAGGUACUUUGGGCGACUGCCUCCAGGCAUAAAAGAGAGAUUUUAUUAAAGCGGUUUGAUUUCUGCAAAGUCUGAUCCUUUAAAGCGACCGUACGACAAACUGUGAAUCCAAGUAUUUCGGGUUCAGUUUAUAGUUUUCUAGCCGUCGUUUAGUUGGUCCACCAAAGGCAACAUACUAGUGACGUUUUACCCUUAAUUUACCGUUUGUUCUGUUGUGAAAUAUUUCUUAACAGCCCUAAGUCGCGGACGUGGUAACGUUCCGAGUCCUACAAUGAUGUCUGGUUAACACUGUGUCCCCCCAAAAAUAAUAACUAUAUACUGCCUACUGAAUAAAUGAAAGUAUAUGUAAAUGACUAAUAUAUAUUUGAGACGAAUCGCUGACCGCGGGAAACAUCAAGCACCAGUUCUGCUUUUAUUUACUGUAUCGAUCGACUGUAACAAACCCCGGGACAGAGUGACCGCGUACUUAAACCUACGUCCAAGGAACAGGGAAUUUAAAACUCGGUCUGCCGAUCGGUGGGUUCACACCCUGUCUGCUUCAGUCGGAAAUAUUUUAAUACAGAUUUGCGUGGCAUUCACGGAGACUAAUUAAUUCGGCAUCUUUCCACCUUGUCAAUAAUGUUUCCCGAGCCCUACUUACAAGUCGUUAUGCAACUUUCUGUGGGUGACGCCUGGACACUCCCACGUGCCCAAUGAUGCAGUCCUGCCUAGGCUGGCAGGCAAUUCAUCUCAAUAACCCUCCGAGUUUGUUAUUCCACGUAUGUGACUUAGUUGCGGAUUGCUGAUAUAAACAACCCUCUGACGUCUUUGCGGACAGUCUCGUUUGCUGCUCACUGCACGACCUCUGCAGAUCAUAUUAUCAGAGAGGGUGACCUAAUUCACAACAGGCAGCUAGUCAGAUGAUCGCAUCAGUGGCAGGGGCCUGCCGACCUCCUGUUCUGUGAAAGAGACAAUCAUUUUCAGGACCACGUCUUCCUUUACGAUACUCACUAUUGUUCAAGAACGAUCGUGCUCUCUUGGAACUCGUAGUGACGCCGCGAAAUCUAAUUGUGUAGUACUGACACUCCUGUGCUUAGAAAAUCUAAUAAGUAGUUCCAUAGAGCAAUCUUUUCUACUAUAUUUUCGAAAUUGUAGCUCUUGUUUGCAGCCUCAACCUGAUAGGGCGAGUUGGAAUCGAAAAGGCUUCAGACCAGCCAAACACUUUCAUGGCUGAGAGCCUUGGGAUGGUUGGUUCGGGUUGAAAUUACUCGCCAAAUUUACUGUGACAUAUGGAAUUCUCCAGUUCUAACACAAUACGCCCAUUGGUCAGAAGUCAGUUUAUAAUUCCCGAGACGAUUAUCAGGCCCACUUUUAACAUGCAACUUUCCCAAAGUUAGAUGACGUUGACAAAGUAGCCAUCCUUUUCACCAUGUUAUUACCCGUCGUCCAUUUCAUUUGAGAACCAAAGGCUACCUAAACUGAUGCACCAGGAGUUCUGGUUUGGACUCUUCCAAAGCGGGUAUUCAGAUUUCUGACCCCGAACCAAAUUUUUAAUGGGAGCGGCAUGUCGUCCGCAUUUCUAAAUUAAAUAGUUGGUGUUGUCUUGAAUGGUAAACGCGAAGUCUACUGAGGAAAAUUCUACUAGGCAAUUACCUGACUGACUUCAAAAUUUCCAAGUGUUUUGUAUGUAGAGAUAUGAGCUUGUGAAACUGUAAAUUAGAGAUUAUUUAUCAAAAAGGCUUAUCUAAUAGGCAUUCUCGACCCCUAGCCUGGAGAAAUAAAUUCCACUGAUUCUUAAUAAGAGCAACCCAUUCAGACUAUGCGCAAUUAUAUUUCAAAAACCAUUGAGGUCAUUUUCCUCAAAAAAUCAAGCCUACGCGUUUUUGUGAGAAAAGACCUACAACGUGCGUAGCACAAAAUUAUCAAAUAGGAAACAACAGUGGGCACCAAUCUUAGUGCAAAGAAAUAAAGAAAUAGAAUUUUUCAGUUUGAACGUGGUCGAUAAAAUGGCACUUCUUAGGUAAAGUCCAAUUCUCUAUCUGCCUAUAGUCAAUGGCCUAGCUGAUGAAGUGUUAAUCAGAAUUCUGAAAUACGGUUUUAUCGGAGAGGAUUAUUGGGGUAAAGUUUUAAUAUCAAUCACCCUGCAGCGUAAACAGAAGAUGCUUAUGCCAGGCCAUGAUGUCGGUUUUCGAACAAAUUCCACUUCGAUAGCCUCCAAAAACUGUAAUUGACACUUAAGUAACAUUGCUAUUCUAUUUAUAUUUUGCGGAAAAUAUUUUCUGUUAUACUAAUUGGCAGCAGAUCAUGUCCUUUUCAAAUGCUAUAUCUAGUUAAGAACAUGCUUUUUAAUUCGCGAACAAUUUUGGACCCAGCCUGUCCCUGUAUUUGCGCCUAGGGAUCUCAAACUAUAAACAUUCUUCCAUGCUAUUGAGAAUGUACCAUGCAGGGUUCAUAAAAUCUGGAGAAACAUAUGGACCAUGUUGUAUAUUUCAGAAAGCUCAUUUGUAAACAGAUGAAGGCAAUGGUAUUUGAGCGACAUGUCAAGGUUCUCAAAAAUCAGGUUACAAACUUUUAACCCGAAAGCUUACCUUUAUCCGAGUAAUCGACUCGAAGAAGUCGUGAUUUCCUGCCAAGUAGGUGCAAAACAUAUUUCUUGCAUGUUUUCAAUAAGACAUAGGUAAAUUUUUGAGGGUAUCGAAAAUCAGUAGGGGAAAAUCAUACUGAUCAAAUAGAUACUUGGUAGGGGGUGUGACGUCGCAUGAAGACGGAAAGAAGCGCAUUCAAAAGCCGACAUCAUGGCGUGAGCGAAAUAUUGCGGGAUUUGGUGCGCGAAAAUCGAUAUUACAGCCUAACGUAACUAACCCCUGCAAAUCAAAAACAAGUCUCAGAAUUUCCGUUGAUACUGCGUCAGAUGCGCCACGUGUGCACCACUGUACAUAUGUUAAAUUGCUUUUGGAGUCGGUUUUACGGAUAUAGCCAUUUUCAUCCAAACAGCCACACUUUCGAGAAUCAAAGUUCCCUUUUGAAGCUUCACAUUCUUUAUAGCGCAAAACUGCCGUAACACCGAAUAAAGUCUCAGAAUUUUUCCAUCAUCGAAACAGUCAAGAUAUUUUACUGGCAAAGACAAGAGCGCUAGAAUUGCCCUUUCGAACUUAUUUGUCAUGUCAUAUGCAAAUUUUUAACAUUCAGUCCAGGCAUUGGUACUACUGGCCGGUGAUCACUGAGGUGGCCAGUCCAUUGUCAUCAAAUGUUUCUCAUUUAUUGGUUGCUAGUCAACGUGUAACAGCCUGCGUGGGUUUUAGCUCCUCGGGCUCAGGACAAGGCUCAAAUGCUCAUUCACAGCCUAAGAUCAACUAGCUCGAUGCAGGCCAUUUUCAUGUGAAGCAUAAAUGAGUGAAGCGAUAAAGGGUAAAAUGCCCCAGGUUGACCUUAUUUAUGAGAAAAACAGUAACCGUUCGAGCUCUUAUAUCGUUUGUAGUAUUUCGGAAUAAAGGGGCUCUUAGGUUUUAACACCGGUAGCAAGCUCCAAGUCUUAUCUCCUGAAGCAUAUCAAUCUAACAUCACUAAGUAGUAGCGAGCAAAUAUAUAUAGUUAUUGCCGGGGUGUCUUGAAUAAAGAGCAGUUUAAAGGGUGAAAACACUCAUUUCGUAAGGCGGAGAUCAAGAUAUUAUUAAAGCCUUAGAAAACUUCUUUUUUCACUAGGUCAAUUUAUUCAAAUAGGCUCAUUAACUAUACCCCAAAUAUAUGAAACCUCCUCGAACCGAUGGUUUGCCUUCUCUUAUUUUCGGUGGUGGGGUAGUCACGAACAAACCUUCGAAUAUGUCUCAAGAGGUGGGAGAACACUGGGCCUUGUCAGAUUGAUAAGUUAAAAACAUGAAUAUGAAGUUACUCCCCACUUCUGGGUAUUCCGGAGGGGGUCGAGGAGCACAUGUCUGGUUGAGGGGAUUUAGAAGUUUUAAAACUGACAAUUUUAAGUGGUGCUUUGUACUGCAAUUGUGACCAAAUUUUCCCUUAGGAAAGGACAUAAUAAAGAACGCCGGAAUACGGAAAUUGAAUCGCAACCAUGUUGCUGUCUAAAAAUUCUAGUCAAAUAAUUUUAAUUUCCUGCUUGUGGCUUGUAACACGCCCAGUUUAAGAAUAGAAAUGAUAGGACAUUACCACCAGCACGAACACGACCAAUCCAAGACUGUCUAAAUCCUCUAAAUCAAGAUAUCUGAAAAGACAUGGGCAUCCUAGGUGGGUUGGACCCGUUGUCUUGUUGUUUUGAAUGGUCUCCUAAUUAAACGAAGGACCGACAGGACGCAGGCAUGCCAGAACCACCCUUGCUGAUAGCUUUUCGUUUCUUCAAUAUCUUGAACUGCCCUGGAAUUUACUUCCUUUUACUAGAGUUUGUGCAAAAAUAUCAGCAGAGAUAAGCCUCUCCAGGCGAAAGCGAAUAAACGCAGAAUGCUUAUCAUAUAGUCAAUCUUAGUACUGAUUAAAAGUGGGGGAAUUGGACACAAAGUUCGCAACAGGGAUUUCACCCAUAGGUGGGAUUCUACGUGGCGCUUUUGAGCUUCGUUGCUAUUCCUAGUCUCUUUUGAGCUGUUAGUUGGUGUGCUCACAAAAUGAGACGGUUUGCUUAUUUCAGCAAAAUCAUCUACUUUUGAUCACGUCGGAUCUAGAAGAAAAAAACUAGAGGAUAGGUAAAGUUCGCGGUGGCUUGACAAAUAAUCUCAGACUGUCAGAGCCCAAAGUUCGAUAUCCAGUGGCAGGUAGGAGUAUUCCUCGAACUCCUUGGUUUUUUCGAUUGAAAUUGCUCGAAAAAGGGUUGCGUUCCAAGUCGAAAACAAAUCAAGAGUAGCUGUUCUCACCGGCACUGAAAAGAGAUUGGUUAGCGUGGAGAUACUUGGCAAAACAACGCUGAGUAAGCGUACAUUUAAAAAGAAGGUUUUAUUGACGUCGAGAAAUGCGCCACGGCUUCUUAACUGCCCCUUGUCACCCCAGCCACGAAUCACGAAUGGAAAAAAACAGUAGAUAUUUAAAUUAUUCCUGACGGCUGAAACAAAAAACAACCAUGUAUUAAUUAAAAACGUAUGGUAUGUGCAAUCAUUAGUACAAGCGUAAGGAAAAAUCGGGGAUUAGUGUUUGCCUGAUGCAUAACAAAAUGCUGGGAGCUCGAGAGUUUUCAAUUAACACAGCAAAGCCAAAUGUUUAGCCAUUUGUACAAUUAUUAUUUAACGCUCCGAGAGUGUUCUAGCGUUUUGAGGUUCAUAAAGGAGUAUCCUUAAGUUCGGCAGAAUAACAACUAUCUAAAGAAUAUUCUAUAGUUGAAUAAAGGAGAUUAUGUGUUUGCACAUGAGGCGCCGUUUCUGUAUUUGUCCAACUAGCCUGACCACAGGCGUUUUCUGCAUAUAUUCGGUAUAUUCCCAUUCCCAGAUAAGCGGGAAUUUGGCAGACAAAAUUUUAGGUGUUGUCCAUAUGUCCUUUUCGUGGUAUAAUGCAGUCGUCGCUUGAUUAUUCUAUAAGACCGUCACUUUUGUUCAGUAACAAUACCAUAAUCGAUUUUAUUUAAACUGACUGAUUCAUCAGUGGCGAAAAGCAAGAGCGGUCAGGCAUCGGAACAGAUUGUUUAUUGUUCUGAGCCUUUGAACGCUUGCAGGAGUUCGUCAGAGAAAGUAGCAGCAACAGAACAAGGGCCAGUUAUAUGGUGUGUAAAGCAAUCAUUGACCAACGACGCAAGACUGGAGGUGACCGCACAGGUAUCUGUACGCCGACGCCAGAUCGAUAAAUCGGUUGACUGAGUUCUCAUCCGAGGCUUCAAUUAAUUCUCGACUCGUUUUGUUGCCGGCGUGGGCGAGUAUUUCGGUGGCUGCGAAGUUAGACAUAUGACCCGUUUCGUAGGUGCGGUCGGCCACUUGUGAUACUGCGUCGCCUCAUCGCACAGCCAGCUUAUAUUCGUGUAUGCGCGAUCCGAGGUUGCGUCCAGUCUGGCCUGUGUAGUAACAAGGACAGUUUUGACACGAGAGUUUAUACAUUACUCUACAGUGAUCUUUAAUUUUUAAUCGGUUUUUAAUUUGGUGUUUGCGUAAGUGAAGUACUCGAAAUUUUGCCCUCAUUCGUGAUUCAUCAGUCUCUUGUGAAGGAUUGUUUUACUAACGCAGGAAGUCUUCUGAAAAACGACCGUAAAUUGAUAUUAAUUUCAGAUAACCACUGUCAUUCUAUAGUUGUUCCUAAAAUAAGCCUUCUCAGCUUUUUGAGAAACGCAUAGGAAAGACCAUAUUUGCACUAUGCUAGCCUUUCCAGAUGUUCAAAUGGGAUAGUGAACUCUCAUAACAUAAGGGCAGCAAAGAAUGCUAGUUUUAUCUCAUAUGCCCUUUCCACAAAGAAUAUUAUCAGCUGCACAUGCCAUCUUCUGUUCAUUCAGAUCGUCACGACAGCUUCUAGAUCGCAUGUCAGGGUUCAGCUUUGAUGACUAACUUUCUCCUAAUUAGGCCCUACCCCCGUUCAAAAAGACAGCUUCAAGCGGAAUCCAUAUCAGCGUGUUCGUCGAAAAAAGGUUACACCCGACCUGCGGAAAAAAAGGAAACAGAUCGCAAUGAAUUUCGUGUUUAUUUAAUCGAAACGACAGCGAAUAGUCACGACACCGAGCCCUAUUCUUAUACGAACACCAUCACACUUUAAACAAAGCCCUUGAAGGCCAAAACUGGAUGGUCUCCCCAUUCCCUUUUCAAGGUUUUUGCUUUGAAGUUUUCGCGCACUUAAGGAAGUCUAACACCUGCUGGAGCUUUUACAAAGUGUGCAAUUUUCUCAGGAUUUUGUGUGGAAAAUUGCGACUUGUAAAGCCGAUGAACUAUUGUAACUUUUAGUCAUCUGUAGUGAAAGCAGUGACUCCUGUGAUCAUUUACAAUGCUGAUCGAUAGGUCAUUCAGUGCCAUCGAUGUGGGCCAUCAUUGCCCUAGCUAGGCGGUAGGGCUAACUUGCACGAAUGUCUUAGUGCUGAAGCAAACUGGCGUUGCGGACGCCUCGCUUUCCCCCAUCUCCCACCCAGUUCCGAUGGCGAAGCGAAAUCCGGACGAACGCAGAGGGAGGGGGGGAUACAGUGAUUGACGAAGUGGCACCUGCAGGCGUGAAACACGGCUGGCUCUUAAGUGUCUCGAGAAUAAUAAUAUGGUCGAAAGUGUCGUAAAGGUCACAUUAUGAGGAGGUCAUAGCAGCCUGGGUCUCGUUCCGGGGGAGGACCUAGUUAUGGUCCGUGAUCGAUCUCAUGAAAUGUCGGCCGAAAUGCCGAAAAGAGCUUUCGAUUAGAAAUUAUUAUCUAGAGAGUUUGCAAUGUUAAUUCUCUUGCGACAUAGUCCCGUGUUACUUCAGACACGCUUGCAUGCUGGCUUCUGGAUGCACUUCUUUUCGACCGAUUCUAUAAAGCGCACUUGGUAAAAAAUGACUACCUACGUGGUAUACAUUAUUCGCAUUGAUUUUGGAUGCCCUUAUAAAUUCAAAUUUAUUUUAUAGAAAUUAGGCACAAAAUAUGUUCUCCUUUAUUCACUGGGUAGAAAAUACCGUCUUUACGUCCUACGCCCAAAGAAGGGGUAUAUUCAGGUUUUGUAAAGUUUUCCAAUUUCCGAAUAAUUUUGAGCCAGAUCAGCUGAGGCAUUAAUAAACGUAGAGGUACGAUGCUGUACUAGUGCACAUCACGCGAUCAUUAGGAAAUCUCGUAAAAAGAAUUUUUUAAGACCAGGAAGUAUUUUUUCUUUGAGUACAAAAUGUAAAGAUGACGAGAUUUAUUACCGGUUGGUAAAAGAAAGUAUAUUUCGUGCAUUUUGUUAUAUAAAAUAUACUUGUAUUUAUAAGGGCAUCGAAAAUCAAUAUGACAAAUGCAAACUACUUGAGCAGCCAUAGUUUACCUAGUGAAGGGAGGGCGAAAGCAAGCGCAUUCAAAGCCAUCAUCCUGGCAAUCCCGAAAUAUCAUGGGAUUAUGCCGCAUGAUAAUCAAUAUUGCAACUCCACCUAAGUAAUCCUUUCUAAUCGGAAAUGCAUUUCAAAAUGUUGACCAAAAUUUCAUGAGAUUGGUCAUUGCCUGUAUCGUGUUGAACGAAAGUCUUCAAAGCCACGACUUUUAAUGCCUAUUGGCAGAUACCAACGCGUCACACUUAUUUUGGUAAUGAAUGCGCUGAAUUACCAUAAGGAGUGAUAUCACUGUAUCGACUUCAUUCUUCCAAUUCCCACACACGUGCAGAAGUGACCUGUCCGAGCUUCUCGGUCGGCUGGUGACAAGUCUGGGCACGGCGGCUGCUGUGGUGUACAGACUCCGCCUAUCGUGCGUCCGGUGUGCACAUGCCCACGGUUGAUAUUUCGCUCGUCACGGUUGACGUUGGCAGACUUAAAUGUAAGAAUACUGCGUCAAUGGCGGGGUGUAUUACUGUGGGAAUAUGACUGGGAAGGUCCAUUCGGCGAUUGCGUAUGUGAGUUUAAUGUGGUCAUGAAUGACGGGUAACAUUUUCGGGAUAUUCGUUAGGCACGCGCACACGACCAAAGAGACCCAUGUGUUGACUAAACCUGUGGCCACAGUUGGAGCGGAAAAAGAGGCAGUGACGGGUGUUGGUCGGGUCACUUGGCACGGGUUCUGCCGUCAAGCUGCGAUGCAUUUGCAUGUGUCCGGCCUGGUCAAUGCGGAAGUGAAAUAUGCGAUCACAGCGUGAACAAACCGUUAUUGAUUUGUCGGCUUUUCAAACUCUUCAGGACUUGAUCGCUACUUUGGAGUAAAUCAGUUGAGACGAAGUUUUAUAGAGAUCGUACAAAAGUCGGUAUGAAGAUCUGAACUGAAAUCCACCAGCUCCAGCACUUAAUUUCUGAAGAGAUCGAAAAGCUAAAAUUUCAAAACUGGAGCAUUUACCAGAAAGCAUUCGUGGACGCUGGGGGAGCCACUAAUAAACCGAACCCCUCGCAAAUGUAUCAGGAAGAAGCAGAAUAUCGGCGAAACAUUUCUUGGAUUUUUGCAAGCGGCUGUGCUACAGCAUGUUCUGUUAUUGAGUCUACACUGCUGGGAGUUGCCUUCGGUGAACUGUCCGUGUCUCCACUGUAACGGCACCGAAGGUGUCCGAGCAGGACAGAUCAAGAGGAGGGGAUGAUGUCGGUGUGGAGGCAAAUGAGGCCGUUUCUCGCAAGAUUAUGUUUUGUUAUACGGGGCGGGAGGGUUGGUCGUAAAGAAACUGUGGUGAAUGCUUAAUUGUCCAGAAGGGUUGAGUUGAACCUUGACCUGGCACUGGCAGCGAAGACAUAUAAGCAGAGAUUGGGCGCUACCACCACUGAUUCGCAAGUUCUCCUUUUGUGCUUUUGUCGUUUGCCCUUGGCUUGCUUCAUUCAGUUGGAUUCCGAUGCCGAGUAGUUUGUUGACACAGAUAGGGGAAGCCGAAAUGGCUAUAUCACGGGUGUCUGCCGCUGUCAGGUAGCCAUUCCCCAACUUCUUGCUGGGAAGACCUUGGCCCCGGAUCAAGUACUUUGUCGCUGAGCUACUCCGUCGGCUGCAACUUGGAUACUAGGAAUAUAGAUAGUGCAUAUGAAUCCCCCGUUUUAUAUGUGGCCUUGCGCCAAGUUUCAUGGGGGUUUGGUUAUUGUUGGGGUUAGGGGGUUAGGAUUAUAAGGGUUAGUGCUGAUGUUGUGACACGGGAAAGAGUACCCCCGGAAUUUAGAGCAGUGUAACCUGUGAGUCGUUACUCCCAUGUCAAACCGAAAUGCAAAGUUGCUUUCUGAUAGAGGCGAACAGGCGAGUUCCAGGUAGCAGUUCAGAAGAUGAAGAGUUCGGAGAUAUGUGGAAUUGAUACAUUUUUUUCCAUAUUUGACCGUCUCGAAUCCUAUGAACCGAGUGUCUGGAUUAUGUACUAGGGUUGUGAGCCUUCACGCUGACAGAGGUAAUUUGUAACACCUAGCCCAUGGUAACGUUUGUAUUCUUAUAAAAUCAAAGCGCAAAUUAGUUCAAGUGGUUUUCUGCUUCUGUAAGAGCGAUCUUACCAUUAACACAGUACAUUUCCAAUCGGUGGUGAUCUGGACUUCAUGGCUAUGGCAGUUUGGGAAAUCCUGAUCGAUGCUUUAACAACUUUGAAAAUCGCACCCUAAAAUGAAUAAAAUUCUCUUUCACUUGACUUAGUAGUUAGUCUAGAGCUAUGUGCUUUAGGAAAAUGUUUACUCAUUCGCUAUUUUGAUCUCUUCAUAUUUAGAUAUAUUUCUGUCCGAACUAUCAAAAACUUGUCUUCUUUAAUUUUCAAACCUCGACUUUGAAGUAUUCUUGCAAAUAACUUUCUAAAAGAACAGCACCAGAAAAAGAGUGGCGUAUUCGAAGUCAUUACCAUAUGCGAGACGGAAACAAAGUGUCCUUCCGGUCAUUAAAACUUUUAAUUGGGUGUGUGAAUAUGCCAGUCAGUUGUCGGUCCCUCACACACUGGUCUAGGUUCAGCUUUUCAAACAUUGUUGUUAUGUGUUUAUUACUAAAAAACGCGUUUUAGACACACUGGAGGCUGAAGCGUUGGGAAACCCCUUAUGAAUAUCUCCAAUAAAACGCUACUAACAGUAGAACUUAUAAGUAGUUAAUUAUUUUCGAAAAUUGGGCGACUAUAUGGUGCUCGGCUCUAAUCGGUAACGAUGGCCCUAGCAAGCCCACAUGAAUAACUGAGAAGCGAAAGUCAUUAUUUGACUUCUUUCACUUCCACUGAUUUAUCCGCCCGGAUUUUGCUAUCCACUCUCCUGGUUAUCUGAGAGUUUCGAGUUGCAGGGUAACCUAGGUUCCAGGUUGGAUUUUAUCUUUCGGUGACUCACUGAGAUAUCCAUCCAAAAUGAUGAGCUUGAUCCAGGCCGUUUGCCGAACUUGUCUCCGAGAGAUACUAACGUUUGCAAAUGAUGUCAUAUGAAAGAUCUCUCAUAGUGUUCCAUUUUUAGGCCAGAUAUCUCCCACAUUUAUUUUUAUGUCGACUUUAUUGGUUCCAAAAUUCAUUCCACUUGUGCGUCUAUCCAUAACUGACGAUAAUGCUCACAUUUUAUAAAUUUCAUCCAACGCACACCUCCUUCGUCACAAAGCAAGUUAGAAAAAAUGUCGACAAUCACAUUCUUCGUAUAGCAGCGGAAUUCACUUUCCAUCGGAAAUUUUUCUUUUCUUUGCCCGAACAAAAGGUGGGGCUUUUUUUUCCAUAAACAAAUUGAUCGUUGUCUUUUUUGCUGUUCUUCUGUUUGAUUUUCUGUUAUCGCUCAUUAUGGACACAGGUGAAAUUCUACACGCGUGCUUGUACCGUUUCCACUAAACCUCGUAUUUCCCUCAUGGCCUUUAAUUUUUUUUCCGAGCAAACCUGGAGCACUCGAACGGAAGUUUGCCAUCGGACAUGGAGAGUAAAACUGUGUAUGGUAAGGGAAAAGAGUCGUGUUUAGGAAAGUACGCAAUUUCAACGAACGUUUCGGUUACCGGAAAACCGAAAUUUUAAAAAUCGAUAAAAACCCGCAGUCAGGGCGUGAUGAUCGAAGGCUUCCGAGAAUGUUUCAUACAUGCUUUAUUGUGCUUCGCUUUUGUAAAAUCACGAUUGCGCAGUAUCUUUUCGAUUCAUUUUACUUAAUAAGAUAAUUUGGUACAGCAACCAGUUAACCAGUUAUCAGUAAACGUAGUCACGAUGCAGUCGAGGGUCUUAAUAUGUUUUCCUGAUCAUCGCCAUCAUCUUUUCUUACGGUCUCAUUUAUGUCUGUCCGAGAAAUGUUACCCUUUUCAUCCCCAGUCAUGCUUUUGAACUAAGGGUGGGGGUCAUAAAAGGGCUGUUCAUUAUCAUUGACACGACAAAGACAGCGGAGGUAAGCACCACACAACCCUAAAAAAUAGAGUUUGUUGCAGUGUUAUGCGAGUGGUAAACCGUUUACAUGUCUGUAGCUUGAAUCAGGAUGUCUUGUCUAUCUAUGGUUUAUUUUUAGUAGUUGGAGGCAAGGGGCCAGCCACCAGGUAUUAACAUUAGCACUCAUUGUCACAUCAAAAACUCGUAAGAAUAUUCUAACCUUAGUCUAUUUACACGCACCGACAGCGCGUGACACAUAUUUUGACCUUUUCAUUUCAGUGUUUCGAAGGGUAUUCCACUGAAAAUGAGGGCAUUUCCCCCAGUAAAUUUCAUUUUCCUCAACCGGCAGAAAAUAAGGAUGUAUCAAUGGGUAAGUAUAACCAUGUACACUCAGGUAUACUUUUCUCAUUUAAAAUUCGAUAGGUGGAGUUUUUCUUUCCUAACUGCUGUUCAGACCAUUCUUGCACAGACAAUUACUGCGUAAAGGAUCAUAACCCCGAGGAUCACCCGCAGAAAAAAUAG